UCAGCCUCAGCUCCGGUAACUCGCUGAAGUGCCGCCGGGAUGAAGCGGCAACGUUUCCGUCCUCCGGUGCGCGGCAGAGAGAGGAGAGCGGAGUGAGAGCGCCUCCUUCCACCCGCACGUUUCUCUUUGCGUUUCGCGUUUUUUCGCUUAUCGGUUUGAAAACAGCUCCUGUGCACCUGAGUGACGCUCAGCCCGCAGCAGGAGGAGCGGGGCGAGAGCAAGGCUCAUGUUUCACGCCGUGUGUUUGCGUGGAUUCGCCUCUGCGGACGCCGCCGUGCUGACCCAGCCUUCCUCCGGACUUCACGCGAGGACCUGUGGAUUCUUCACUCAAACUUUGUUCCACGCUGUCGUCUCUCUGGUCGUCUGUCAUUGAUCAGAUGUUUCCUGGAGGUACAGCUGCUUCUGCAGGCAGGACGCUGAGAGCUGGUGAGUGUCUGCUCAGGUUUCCUCUCACUCAUCUCCACAUCUGCUCAGAUGAAGCAGGGAGGAUGUGAGGUCACACCCUGAACCAAACGUUUCUCCAGUUGCAUCAUCAGGAAUUUUGUUUUCCUUGGAGGACCGAGGAACUCAGAGAACUUUAACGACUUCAAUGGGAGAAACCCGAAACUGCCACAAAGAAGGAAACUAUCCUAAAACCAGAACUAGGUGUUUGCUCUCUGGUGAAACUCUGAGAACCCAUCUGAGGAAUUCAGGGAGACCCUGGAGGUUCUUCAGUUCAUACUGAGAAGAAAGUGAGUGAAACUAACGACACACCUGAAUUAUCCUCCUGGAAGAACCUGCAGCAUUACCUCAGGGGAGGGAGGGAUGUGAAGAGAGCUUCUCAGACACUGAGCUGAAACUCUAAAACUAAACUUUAACCAGAGGAACUACAUGACAACCCAGGAGGCUUCUGAAGACGCUGAAAGACUCCGAAGCUUCCUGAAGGUCUUUCAAAUUGUUUACGUGACCCCCGAGAAAUGCUGAAUGUGGCAGAAGAAGCAAAGUGCAGGUGUACCAAAGAUCCUGGGUUGCUGUAAAUGGCUCAUAGACUAACACUUUGACCAAUCAGGAUGAGCACUUCAAGGAUCCUGAAGAUCCAUAAAAACAGGAAACUCUGAGGAGGAGGUGCUGUGCAGAAACAUGACUUUUGGAAGUCAAAACUUUUAGGUGCUCAAAAUCCUCAAAGACUCCAGAGGAUUCGAAGAGUCGAGUUCUUUAGGAGAAGAAGGUAUUCCAGUGGAACCUGAGGGCGUACCUCAGAUAGUUCAAAAGAACUCCUUGUGGAUCCCCCGAAGGACAGAUGGGGACCUUGCGGGACCUCCAGUAUGCCCUGCAGGAGAAGAUCGAGGAACUUCGGCAACGCGACGCCCUGAUAGACGAGCUGGAGCUGGAGCUGGACCAGAAGGACGAGCUGAUCCAGAGGCUGCAGAAUGAGCUGGACAAGUACCGCUCGGUGCUCCGGCCCGCCACCGCCCAGCAGGUCCAGGCGCAGCAGCAGAGCCUCGUCCUGCAGCCGGACCAGCACCGCAGCAAGCGGCAGGCCAUCUCCGCCGAACCCACCGCCUGUGACAUCAGCGACCUGUGCCAUGUGACCCUGCCCUUCUACCCCAAGAGCCCAGAAUCGAAGGAGCUGAUAAAGGAGGCCAUCUUGGACAAUGACUUCAUGAAGAACCUGGAGCUGUCUCAGAUUCAGGAGAUCGUGGACUGCAUGUACCCGGUGGAUUAUGGGAAGGACUCGUGCAUCAUUAAAGAGGGUGACGUGGGCUCGCUGGUGUUUGUGAUGGAAGAGGGGAAGGUGGAGGUGACGAAGGAGGCGAUGAAGCUGUGCACGAUGGGACCGGGCAAAGUGUUCGGAGAGCUCGCCAUCCUCUACAACUGCACCAGGACGGCGACGGUGCAGACUCUGACCCAUGUGAAGCUGUGGGCCAUCGACCGGCAGUGCUUCCAGACCAUCAUGAUGAGAACCGGACUCAUCAAACACGCCGAGUACAUGGACUUCCUGAAGAGCGUUCCCACCUUCCAGAGUCUUCCCGAGGAAACUCUCAGCAAACUGGCGGAUGUCAUGGAGGAGACUCAUUAUUCGGAUGGAGAGUACAUCAUCAGACAGGGAGCCCGAGGAGACACCUUCUUCAUCAUCAGCAAAGGGAAGGUGAAUGUGACCCAGGGGGAUUCAGCCACCCAGCAGCCGAUACACCUCAGGGAGCUCGUCAAGGGAGACUGGUUUGGAGAGAGAGCACUACAGGGGGAGGAUGAUGAUGUCGCCGACAUUGUUUCUGUUUCCCCGCGGACCUGCCUGGUCAUCGACAGAGACUCAUUCAAGCAUCUGAUUGGUGGCCUGGACGACGUCUCCAAUAAAGGCUACGAGGACGCUGAACUCAAAGCCAAGUACGAGGCGGAGAACGCCUUCUUCUCCGGUCUGAAACUCGCUGACUUCAACAUCAUCGACACGCUGGGAGUCGGAGGCUUCGGACGCGUCGAACUGGUGCAGCUGAAGAGCGAAGAGGCAAAGACGUUCGCCAUGAAGAUCCUGAAGAAGCGUCACAUCGUGGACACGAGGCAGCAGGAGCACAUUCGCUCUGAGAAGCACAUCAUGACCGAGGCGCACUCGGACUUCAUCGUCAGGUUGUACCGCACCUUUAAAGACAGUAAAUAUCUGUACAUGCUGAUGGAGGCGUGUCUGGGCGGAGAGCUGUGGACCAUACUGAGAGACCGGGGCUCCUUUGAAGAUUCCACCACCAGGUUCUACACGGGCUGCGUGGUCGAAGCGUUCGCCUACCUGCACGCCAAAGGCAUCAUUUACAGAGACCUGAAACCUGAAAACCUCAUUCUGGACAGCCGAGGAUACGCCAAGCUGGUGGACUUUGGCUUUGCUAAGAAAAUUGGUUUUUGUAAGAAGACGUGGACGUUCUGCGGGACGCCGGAGUACGUCGCUCCAGAGAUCAUCCUCAACAAGGGUCAUGACGUCUCUGCUGACUACUGGUCUCUGGGUAUUCUGAUGUACGAGCUGCUGACCGGCAGCCCUCCGUUUUCAGGUCCAGAUCCAAUGAAGACCUACAAUGUCAUCCUGAGAGGCAUCGACAUGAUCGAGUUUCCAAAGAAAAUCACCAAGAACGCCGCCAAUCUCAUCAAGAAGCUCUGCAGGUAGGGGGCGCUGUCUGAGCCACAGUUCACUGUUUUCAUCUCCAGGAAAAGUAUCUAACCACAGCUGUGC
Neolamprologus brichardi is the source of this 3190-nucleotide messenger RNA. The record is from RefSeq and is a predicted model, not a curated record. NCBI's taxonomy places the organism in Eukaryota, Metazoa, Chordata, Actinopteri, Cichliformes, Cichlidae.